UAAAGGUGGCUCGAGUGAUUAAAAACUCGAGUCUCCUUUUCAAAAAACAAAAAUAAAAAUUAACGAACAAAAAGAAAUAAAUUUUUAUUAUGAAUGGUGUAAAUAGAAUUAAAUCGAGAAAAUAUUCACGAAGCCGAAUGUCACGGGAUAUUAUUUUUCCCAUAAAAUUAAAGCAAUACAAGAAAAAACAAUCUAAUAAGACGAAAAAAUGCAUUUGCCUUCCAUCAAAUUAUGUACACGUUGAAUUUCCUCCUGUUUGGUCCGAACUAAGGGCGAAUAGACAACUUUGCGAUGGAGUGAUACAAUGCGGUGGGAAUAAAUUUUUUCACGUCCACCGGGCAAUUUUAUCGGCAGUGAGUCCAUAUUUCAAGGCAUUAUUUACAAAUAGUUUGAAAAAUGGAAAAGCCGAUAUUAAUGAGGUGAAAAUUGACAUUAUUCCGGCAUUUAUUUUCGAAUUGAUUCUCGAUUUCGUCUACACUGGUAGCUGUAAAAUUACAUCGAACAAUGUCGAACAACUUUUAUCAUUCGCCGAUCAAUUCGAAGUACUUGGCAUCGUUCAAUUAUGCUGUCAAUUUUUAUUCGAUCAACUGACACCUGAAAAUUGUCUAGGAAUUUUUAAAUUUGCCCGUCACUAUUUUUGUCGUAACUUGGAGGAGAAGGGACGUAAAUUUAUACGCUGUAAUUUCAAGCAAAUCGUGAAGGAAAGUCAAGAAUUGAAAGACAUUGCAGUCGAUGAAUUGGAAUUAAUUCUCCAGGACGAUGAAUUAAAUGUACGUUACGAGGAAUUAAUAUUCGAGGCAAUAAAAUUGUGGAUCGAGACAAAAAUUGAUGAGAGAAAAAAAUACGUACCACGUCUACUCAAUUGUGUUCGUUUUGGUUUUAUGAAUUCAAAAUUCUUCAAUGACGAAGUACUUUGUUGGAAAAUUUUUCACAAUGACAAGGAAUACAAACGUAUUUUACAUCCAAUGAGCACCUAUCUCACUGGACAAAAUUCGAGGAUAAAUGGAGAAUCAAAUUUGAAAAAUCCAUUCCUAAGACCUAGAAUACCUCAUGAAAUUUUAUUCGCCAUCGGAGGAUGGAGUGCUGGUUCUCCAACGAGUUUUAUCGAAACUUAUGAUACGAGAGCCGACAAAUGGUUCCUGUCGGUGAACACAGACGUAAUACCAAAAGCUUAUCAUGGAAUUUGCACGCUUAAUAAUUUAAUUUACGUUAUUGGUGGAUUCGAUGGUAACAAUCAUUUUAACACUGUUCGUUGUUUUAAUCCAGUGACGAAAAAAUGGAAGGAGAGAGCCUGUAUGUAUCAUGCGAGAUGUUACGUCAGUGUUUGUACACAUGAUAGAAAGAUUUACGCCCUGGGUGGAUAUAAUGGUCGGAUUAGAAUGAAUUCAGCUGAACGUUACGAUCCAGAGAGGAAUCAGUGGGAAAUAAUUCCGUCGAUGCAUCGUCAACGUUCUGAUGCAAGUGCAGCGGCGCUUGGGAAAAAAAUUUACAUUGUCGGCGGUUUUAAUGGUCACGAGGUUCUUCAAUCGGCUGAAGUUUUUGACACUGAGACGAAUCAAUGGAGUUAUAUUUGUUCAAUGAAUAUUCCAAGAUCCGGCGUGUCUUUAGUGGCAUUUCGCGACAAUUUAUAUGCUCUUGGCGGUUUUAAUGGAUAUUCACGGCUCAGUUCCGGCGAACGUUUUACUCCGUACAAUAAUCAAGGAUGGCAGGAAAUUUCCGAAAUGUUCUGUCCACGAAGUAAUUUUGCGAUUGUUAUUUUGGACGAAAUGAUUUACGUUAUUGGCGGAUUUAAUGGUUCAACGACAAUUGCUUUUGUCGAAUGUUAUGAUGUUGAUGUUAAUGAAUGGUACGAAGCAUCAGCUAUGAAUUUGAAUAGAAGUGCAUUGGGUGCUUGUGUUGUUGCCGGUUUGAAAAAUGCUCGCGAAUAUUCAUAUUUGAGUAAAGCACUUAACCAUAAUCAAGGAAAAAAAUCGAAGAAUCAAGACAGGCCGAAUCAAAGUGGCGAGGGAUCAUCAAUGGCAUUGAGUACACGAAAUAUUGGAGAACAACAUCGUCAAUUGGGUCCAAUUGACGGAAUGGCGGAAGGUAUAAAUCAUCCUCUUCCCAAUGGAGACAUGAACAGUGAAAAUCUACCAAGAGAACAAUAAUUAAAUUUUAAUUCUCUCCAAAAAGGGGAAAAAGAAAAAAAUUUUUUUCAAGUUUUUUCAAAUUUUUACAUCAAAUUUUCAAUUUU
Molecule: messenger RNA, 2233 nt
Organism: Leptopilina heterotoma
Lineage: Eukaryota; Metazoa; Arthropoda; Insecta; Hymenoptera; Figitidae
Product: kelch-like protein 10
Exons: 9
Coding region: 90-2147 (685 amino acids)
Molecular function (GO): protein binding
Source: RefSeq, a predicted model, not a curated record